CUGCCGUCGUGUUAGCAGGAAUGGAACGUGUCCUCAGUGUGAGGGAAGGAGCUGCUGAGAGGAGAUGAGAGGAUACAGAGGAAUCAAGUACACGCUGUUCGUCUGCUGCUACGUCUUCUGGGUGGUUAGCUCCGCCCUCAUCGCCGUGGGGAUCUACGCCAAGAUCGCCAAGGAGAAAGAUGUGGUCGACACUCUCACAGCAGAUCCAGCUCUGCUCCUGAUCGUCGUUGGCUCUGUGACGUUCCUCAUCACGUUCCUCGGGUGUUGUGGGUCCUUGCGUAACGCCACCUGUCUGCUGAAGACGUUCCUGGGGAUCCUGGUGGUCAUCCUGCUCCUGCAGAUCGCCGCUGGAGUCGUGGGAUACAGCUUCACUGACAUGGUGAUGGAGAGGACGGAGAGGCUGAUGAUGAAGGCCGUCGUCAGAUACAGGGACGACAGCGACCUGGAGAACGCCAUCGACUUCAUCCAGAAGAAGUUUCAGUGCUGUGGCGUGGAGGGCUACACGGACUGGUCCCGCAACGUCUACUUCGAGUGUUCGGACUCGAACCCCAGCCUGGAGGCCUGUGGAGUUCCUUUCUCCUGCUGCAUCCUCCUGCAGAACCAGACGAUCCUGAACACCAUGUGUGGUUACGAGAAGCAGAAGGAGGAGGAGCCUGUUGCCGCUCAGGACGUUUUCACCAUCGGCUGUUUAGAGAAAAUCGUCUGGUGGACCCAGAAGAACCUGCUGCUGGUGGCCGGUCUGACUGCUGGUCUGCUGCUGCUCGAGGUCUGCAUGAUCGGUCUCGCUGCUGCUCAGACCUCCUGGAUCAAGAAAGCCAGAGGGCGGCAGAGAGAGAGCGCAGCGAGGAGCCGCUCGGAGAGGAAGGAAAGUCUCUGGUUUCCUGCGUUCGCAAACUUCGACGAGGACGAGUAGAGUCAAGUUGUGACGGAUGUGGAUUUGUUGUGGUGACGGAUCAAUAAUCAAUAGAAACAUGUUUAAUGAGGACAUCAGAAUGUGGACGGAGCGUUUACACUGUGAAUCUGAGGCUCCACAUAUCAGCAGGAUGAUCUACCUCAUGUGAAAUCCUCUUUAUGUCUUUAUGUCACAUCACUUAUUAGAAUAAGUUUUUAUAUCAUUAGCACUCAAACGACUUUUACUUGUUGCUUAUAAAAUAUAUAUUUUUAUAUUUCAAAAAUCUGUUGUAGAGGAAUGUAAUGUGAACAACAACAUAUGUGUAUUUUCUAUAUUCAAGCUUUGUUCUCUUGGUGAAUUCACUUCCUCUUGGAACUGUGAAAUCUUUAUUCCUGAUUUAAACAAUAAAACCUGGUGACUUCCUGUUCUGCUGGUGA
Molecule: messenger RNA, 1329 nt
Organism: Platichthys flesus (European flounder)
Lineage: Eukaryota; Metazoa; Chordata; Actinopteri; Pleuronectiformes; Pleuronectidae
Exons: 8
Coding region: 65-913 (282 amino acids)
Cellular component (GO): membrane
Source: RefSeq, a predicted model, not a curated record